Molecule: messenger RNA, 7521 nt
Organism: Balaenoptera acutorostrata (minke whale)
Lineage: Eukaryota; Metazoa; Chordata; Mammalia; Artiodactyla; Balaenopteridae
Gene: SYNJ2
Product: synaptojanin 2
Exons: 27
Coding region: 170-4729 (1519 amino acids)
Biological process (GO): phosphatidylinositol dephosphorylation; synaptic vesicle endocytosis; brain development
Cellular component (GO): perinuclear region of cytoplasm; presynapse
Molecular function (GO): RNA binding; phosphatidylinositol-4,5-bisphosphate 5-phosphatase activity
Source: RefSeq, a predicted model, not a curated record
CGCGCGCCCUCACCUGCCCGGGGCGGCGCGCGCGGGCGCAGAGGAGGCGGCGGGGCGGAGGCCGCCGAGGAGCCGGGGAGGAGCUUGCGCCGGGCGGCGGCGUGGGCGCGAAGUGAAACUCCUGGAAGUCGCGGGAGCGCGGGGAGCCGCGGCGGCGGGCCGCGCGCCCAUGGCGUUGAGCAAAGGGCUGCGGCUGCUCGGGCGGCUGGAGGCCUCGGGGGAGAGCAGCAUCCUGCUGGAGGCGCGCGGCCGCGGGGACUGCUUGCUCUUCGAGGCCGGCACGGUGGCCACGCUCGCUCCAGAAGAAAAGGAGGUCAUUAAAGGCCAGUAUGGAAAGCUCACUGAUGCUUAUGGCUGCCUGGGGGAGCUCAGGUUGAAGUCCGGUGGCACCUCCCUGAGCUUCCUGGUUUUGGUGACAGGCUGCACAUCUGUGGGCAGAAUUCCAGAGGCCGAAAUCUACAAAAUCACCGCCACCGACUUUUACCCACUUCAGGAAGAGGCCAAGGAGGAGGACCGCCUCACAGCCUUGAGGAAGAGCCUCAACUCAGGGGUCUUCUACUUCUCGUGGCCCAAUGAUGGGUCUUGCUUCGACCUCACUGUCCGGGCACAGAAGCAGGGCGAUGACAGCUCCGAGUGGGGCAACCCCUUCUUCUGGAACCAGCUGUUGCACGUGCCCCUGAGGCAGCACCAGGUACGCUGCUGUGACUGGCUGCUGAAGGUCAUCUGCGGGGUGGUGGCCGUCCGCACGGUGUACGCCUCUCACAAGCAGGCCAAGGCCUGCCUCAUCUCCCGCAUCAGCUGCGAGCGCGCCGGCGCUCGCUUCCACACCCGAGGCGUGAACGACGACGGCCAUGUGUCCAACUUCGUGGAGACGGAGCAGGCGAUUUACAUGGAUGACGGAGUGUCGUCUUUUGUUCAGAUCAGAGGCUCCGCUCCGCUGUUUUGGGAGCAGCCAGGGCUUCAGGUGGGUUCCCAUCAUCUGAGACUCAACAGAGGCCUGGAAGCCAACGCCCCUGCUUUCGACAGGCACAUGGUGCUUCUCAAGGAGCAGUAUGGGAAGCAAGUGGUCGUGAACCUGCUGGGGAGCAGAGGCGGAGAGGAGGUGCUCAACAGAGCCUUCAAGAAGCUGCUCUGGGCUUCUUGCCACGCCGGCGACACGCCUAUGAUCAACUUUGACUUCCAUCAGUUUGCCAAAGGCGGGAAGCUAGAGAAAUUGGAGAACCUGCUGAGGCCACAGUUGAAGCUGCACUGGGACGACUUUGAUGUGUUCGCCAGGGGCGAGAAUGUAAGUCCACGUUUUCAGAAAGGCACUUUGCGGAUGAACUGUCUCGACUGCCUGGACCGAACCAACACGGUGCAGAGCUUCAUUGCCCUCGAGGUCCUCCACCUGCAGCUUCAGAGCCUAGGGCUGAAUUCAAAGCCCAUUGCCGACCGAUUCGUGGAGUCCUUCAAAGCCAUGUGGUCUCUGAACGGGCACAGCCUGAGCAAGAUGUUCACGGGCAGCCGGGCCCUGGAAGGGAAGGCCAAGGUGGGGAAGCUGAAGGACGGGGCCCGGUCUGUGUCUCGCACAAUCCAGUCCAACUUCUUCGACGGGGUGAAGCAGGAGGCCAUCAAGCUGCUGCUGGUCGGGGACGUCUACACUGAAGAGUCUGCGGACAAAGGAAGGAUGCUGCUGGACAACCAGGCCCUGCUGGGUGAGGGGCUCCCGCUCCGCCUGGGGAGGCGUCCGGCUGCCCUGCCAUCCAGAGGGCGGUGGUUGGGGGGUGCCGGCCUCCCCACCCCUCACGUCAUCCCAGAUGUGACUCCCAGGAUUCUGCGAGCCAUGUCGGAGCGCCAGGCGGAGUUCACGAAUUUCAAGCCAGUGCGCGUCGCCGUGGGCACCUGGAAUGUGAAUGGCGGGAAGCAGUUCAGGAGCAACCUGCUGGGCACUGCCGAGCUGGCUGGCUGGCUGCUGGAUGCACCCAUGUUUUCCGGAGUCUCUGGAUCCCAGGAUGACAGCAGCCCAGCUGACAUAUUUGCCGUGGGGUUUGAAGAGAUGGUGGAACUGAGCGCAGGGAAUAUCGUCAACGCCAGUACCACCAACAGGAAGAUGUGGGGUGAGCAGCUUCAGAAAGCCAUCUCACGCUCUCAUAGGUAUAUUCUCUUGACUUCGGCACAGCUGGUGGGCGUCUGUCUUUAUAUCUUUGUACGUCCGUACCACGUCCCCUUCAUCAGGGACGUGGCGAUCGACACGGUGAAGACGGGCAUGGGGGGAAAGGCGGGGAACAAGGGCGCCGUGGCCAUCCGCUUCCGGUUCCACAGCAGCAGCUUCUGCUUCGUGUGCAGCCACCUGACGGCCGGGCAGUCCCAGGUGAAGGAGAGGAACGAGGACUACAAGGAGAUCACCCAGAGGCUGAGCUUCCCGACGGGAAGAAACAUUUUUUCUCACGAUUAUGUGUUUUGGUGCGGCGAUUUCAACUACCGCAUUGAUCUCACUUACGAAGAAGUCUUCUAUUUUGUGAAACGCCAAGACUGGAAGAAACUCCUGGAAUUUGAUCAGCUACAGCUACAGAAAUCAAGUGGAAAAAUUUUUAAAGACUUUCACGAAGGCACCAUUGACUUUGGACCCACCUACAAGUAUGACGUUGGCUCUGCUGCCUACGACACCAGUGACAAAUGCCGCACCCCGGCCUGGACGGACAGGGUCCUGUGGUGGAGGAAGAGGCGUCCUUUUGACAGAACAGCUGGAGAGCUCAACCUUCUAGACAACGAUCUGGACGCUGACACCAAAGUCAGACACGCCUGGUCUCCUGGUGCCCUCAAGUAUUACGGCCGAGCAGAGCUGCAAGCGUCUGACCACAGACCCGUGCUGGCCAUCGUGGAGGUGGAAGUGCAAGAAGUCGAUGUGGGUGCUCGGGACAGGGUGUUCCAGGAAGUGUCCUCUUUCCAGGGCCCCCGGGACGCCACCGUCGUCGUCAACCUUCAGUCGCCAACCUCCGAAGAGAAAAACGAGUUUCCCGAGGACGUGCGCACGGAGCUCAUGCAGACCUUGGGCAGUUACGGGACGAUCCUGCUCGUCAGGAUCAACCAAGGGCAGAUGCUGGUGACUUUUGCAGACAGUCACUCGGCGCUCAGCGUCCUGGAUGUGGACGGAAUGAAGGUGAAAGGCAGAGCCGUGAAGAUUAGACCGAAGACCAAGGACUGGCUGAAAGGUUUGCAAGAGGAGAUCAUUGGAAAGCGGGACAGCGUGGCCUCCGUGUCCCCCACCGCCAACUCCUGUCUGCUGGAGGAAAACUUCGACUUCACGAGUCUGGAUUAUGAGUCAGAAGGGGAUAUUCUCGAAGACGACGAAGACUAUUUGGUGGAUGAGCUGAGUCAGCCUGUGUUCUCAGAUAGUGAAGCGGGGGGAGACGAGCUCGCCGAUGCCCCCAGCUCCAUGGCAGUGGCGCCUCCCAGCCGGUCACCGGCACUCACCAAAAAGAAGCAGCAUCCAACCUACAGAGAUGAUGCUGACCUGCUCGACUUAAAGCAGGAGCUCGAAGCAGUUGGGGACUUCCGCCACCGCUCUCCAAGCCGGUCUCUGUCGGUUCCCAACAGGCCUCGGCCACCUCACCCACCGCAGAGACCCCCCCCUCCAACUGGUUUAAUGGUGAAAAAGUCAGCCUCGGAUGUGUCCAUCUCCUCUGGCACCCACGGGCAGUAUUCGAUUUUGCAGACAGCAAAACUUCUGCCAGGAGCACCUCAGCAAGCACCCAAAGCUAGGACUGGGAUAAGUAAGCCUUAUAACGUCAAGCAGAUCAAAACUACCAACGCUCAGGAGGCGGAAGCAGCGAUCCGAUGUCUCCUGGAAGCCAGAGGAGGCGCCCCAGGAGAAGCCCUAAAUGCCACAGCCUUGAGGGACCAGGGACCUUCCAAACCAGAGCCCACAGCGGGGGUGGCCCCACUCCUGCCCCGUCGGCCCGCACCCAGAGUUCCUGCCAUCAAGAAGCCAGCCUUGAGGAGGACAGGAAAGCCCGCGUCACCGGAAGAACAGUUUGGGCAUCAGGCCGUCCAUUUUACAAUCGGGCCCCCGGAGACGAGCCUUGACACCCCUCCUCUAGCGACAGUCCCUCCCGUUCCCAAACCGAGAACACUUCAGCCCGGGAAAGGUGCCGCCGCCGCCGCCGGGAAGCCAGCGCCGGACGAGGCCCCGACCGCGGCCGCCCCGCCCCCUCCGGAGGCCCCGCCCCUCGUGCCCCAGGUGCCCCCGCGGAGGAAGAAGUCGGCGCCGGCGGCCUUGCACCUGCAGGGGCUGCAGAGCAACUGCCAGCUUCUCCAGGGGGCCCCCUGCAGCAGCCCCAGCAGCGACUGUCCCCCCGCACCCCUGCCUGCUGGGGGCGCGCUCUUCCCCCAGCCGGCUUUCCUUGGCCCUUCAUCACCUGCCAGCCCUGAGGCCGAUGUUACCAAGGACACGAAGUCAGAGGCCGCCCCCCUCCUCGGCCAUUAUCAGGAUUAUCAGGAUCCCUUCUGGAGCCUUCUCCACCACCAUAACCUGUUGAAUACCUCCUGGCUUCCCAAGAGCCCUGACCCCCUGGACUCGGGGAACAGGAACCCCGGAAGAGCACACGCAGCCCCCCAGCAAGUCAGUGCCUCACCUGCCCAGGAGCUGCCACUGGAGGACAGACAAAACGACUUCGGUCCCUGGGUGACAACCAGUGACAAGGACAAGAGGACGGUGCUGCAGGUGUUUGACCCACUGGCGAAAACAUGACUGGGAAACUCCGACAGCAGCUCUCCCACAGGAUGUGUGCCUUCUCCCCCGGCCUCACCUUAACGGGAAAGCCCAUUGGUCUCAACUCCCCAGUUGAAGGAGACAUCUAGUUAAAGGCACACUGAAAAAACAUUGAUACUCUUGUGUAGUUUACAAAAAUUGUGUCUCUUAUUCAGUAAGAUUAUUAUUCAGCCACCAAAAUAUGUUUUAUUCCAGACUUGUGCAUGUUAAGUUUCCUCUCAGGGUGUGAGAAACCUCCGGGUAGAUUCAGUAUACGGAUUUUAGGAAAGAGAAUCUAGCCGAUAAUGCCCAAGAAGUUCCCUCCCAUUGAAUUUUAAACAGUUGUUCAAGUUAUGUGUGUAUGUGAUGAGUUUUUUUUAAUAUUGUUUGUAUUUUACAGAUUUGGAAUAACUUUUUGGUGACCCACCUGAAGGUUGAUGCAUAAUGUAAGGAUUCCACUAAAAGGUGGUUGGGACCAUUAAGAGCUGUACCUGGCCUCUGACACCAGGUUAAAAAGAUAUCAGAGUAGGAAGCAGCAAAUAGGUCAACCAAAAGAUUAGACUGUACAUUCCUGGGAGCCCUUGUGUUUAUUUAUGUACAUGUAUAUUAGCCGUGAUUAUGUGUGCGUCCUGGGGGAGAUGGUGUCAUUCCCUGCUUUGGUUCCGGAGCAUAUACCAUUAGCUUCACCUGAGCUCCAACUGCCUAAGUCUCCUGUACCAUGUCUUGGACUUUGCAUGUCCCGUAAAUUGCUACAGUCCUGAGCUCUGGUGUGCUACCAGUUUUUACACACUCUCUAUUCCCUAUUAAAUAAAACCUCAUGGCUUUCUUUUUCUCCUUAUAUUCCAUAUUCAGAAAAAGCACAAAAUGUGAAAACUCAUACUGGUACGUACAAGUACUGAUUUUCAUUAUUAUAAUUUGAAGAAUAUUUCUUUUAGUAUGGUCUACCUAGCUGUGGCUUCAGGAAGGAGAGUACCACAUGUCCCCACAUAUAAGAAACCUCAGGAUAUUCUGAGUUAGCUUAUCUACAUUUUUAUUAGGUUUUUUUUUUCCCUGUACAUUUCCAACACCACUUCUUACCUAGUCAGUCUUUAAAAAAGACAUCACCAUACUGCUUUACAUUUCUAAAAGAAUGUUAUAAGGCCUAGAACUCAUUUGGCGCAGAUUUCAUAAUUUUGCCGAUAAGAAAUUUACUGGCAAAAUCUCAGUGUGCCACAUACCAUGUUUAGGAGUCUUUCAUGUCAUAGAAUCAUACAGCAACGGUUCUGUGUUAUCCCUAAUGUGACCAGGGAAUUCCUGCACUCAAAGCUAAUGGUUAGCAUGGCAGGCUCCUUUUACUGAUCAGACCUCUGGGAUUUCAGAAUUAACUCUCAUUGCCACUAUCAAGAUACACUACAGAUUAUACAAAAACAAAACUGUAUCUCAUUUCAUCUGAAAACUAAUAAAAGAAAAAGAUAUUAGUGACCCAUAGAGAGAAAUAGAUAAUACAAGUAGUUAACCAGUAGUAAAAGAUGGUGUUUUUAGCCUUAGCUGAUUAGGACACCUUCUCUAGCACUUACAUGCUUUAUAUCAUUUUUACCUCUCUGAGAAAUGCAAGAAGUAAACAACGUGAUCCUUGAAAGCGUUAGGAGGAGAAAGGAAGCAAGAUGGGUAAGAGACUCUGGAAAGGUAAAUCAUUUACCAGGAUUCGCGUCACUUCUAAAGGGCAUGGUUGGGAAUGGAAUCGAAGAUUUCUUAAACACUCUUUUCUCCAUAACCUCUUUUCCUUCUAAAAAGGAGGUGAAUUUGAAGGCAUAUCUAUGUAACAGUGAGUCCGAAAAGCAGGGGGAAAGUAAGCACCACAAAAGUUGCUUCCAGUGCUUAAUUUUCAGGUUUCUUCUUUGUUCUAGAUAGCAAAUAGCCAAUAAAUGGUACAGAGAACAGAAUUUCAUUUAAGAUAGGUGUUCAUCACACAAAUAGUUCUUAAGAAUCUGACAGUAAGUAUUAACACACAGAACUGUAUUGAGGCAGGUCACAGGAAAAAUUACAAGUAGUUUAACAUUAAGAAAUGAAUAUUAUUUGCUCAAGGCUGUUCAGAUUUAAUGAAUAACAGACUGGAUUUUGAGUUGAUAAUAUGUAAGGUUCUUGUACUAGCGUUCACUUUUUUUAAAAAAAAAAGGACAAUUGGAAUUGCCUUAUUUUUUAAAUCAGUGCUUAACAGUGGGUAUCUUUCCUAGGUUAGCAGUAGAGUUGGUUGAAUAAUCUCGACAAUGAGCAGCUGCCAUCCUGGGGAUUUUAUUCCGUGGUUUUUAUUUUUAAUCUUUCUUUGAUGUUCCCACACCAGCCUUUUUACUGUGACCUUGCAGUUUAUUUCAUUACUGUUCUGUAAGGUGUUACAGUUCAUCACAGUAUUUUAGGCACAGACUUUACAAUUCAACAUUUUCUCCCUGACCCCAAUUAGAUUCUCUUUUUACAGUAUAAUCUUCCCGGACUUCUUGCCAAUUUAAAAAAAUUUGUUCUAGUAAAUUAUUGAAACAAGGACAUCUGCCCAAGAAAGUCCUGUAAAAGUUUAAAGUUGUUGAAGUUCACGACACUUAAAAUUCUCCUGACCUGUGUAUAAGCAAGGUAAUGUAUUAAAACAUUUGCUUUAUAAUGAAGUAAUUCUAUUAGAAAGGACUGCAGAAAUUACUUAUUGGAUCUUACUGGAUGACUAGCAAUGAAUAAAAACCCUAAUGUUUAUUUGAAGUGAUAAUUUGUACUGAAAUUGUAAAAAAAAAAAAAAAAACUUAUUAAAUGUUUUAUCUUUUUUUUUUUAA